GUGCAAGGAAACAAUUUUGAAAAUUUUGAGUGAAAAUUCGAGCGAAGGAUGGCGAAAAGAUUGCGGGAAUAUGUGAAAUAUUCAACCAAAGAAUUGGAUUUACAUACAAAAAGGGAAGGGGCGUGUGUUCAUAAAGUGAAUACUAAUAUGCACUUGUCCAUAGGUCCUUACUGUUUGGCCGAUUUUCAGACUAAAUUAAAAGCCCACAUAGUACGCACAAAAAUUGGUUACUAUGACGUCUCUUUGGACGGUAUAAUAUUAGAUAUAAAAAAUAUUAAAGUUUUAGGGCCAUUGGCUGAUUUGCGAGCGGAUGACUAUCACUUGCAUAUUAACUAUAAUGCGGAUGUGUAUAUUUUCAAACCGGAUAUAGGAGCAGUGUUGACCGGCAUUAUUAAGCAUAUUGGUGCGAAACAUUUGGGUGUCAUUUUAUAUCGAGUAUUUAACGCUCACCUAAAGUUUCCAUAUAAAGUGGCUAAAGAAGAUAUCCAAAUGGACCAAGAGGUGAAGUUUCGUGUUGUUAAUCAUAAUCUGCUUCAUACCUAUCCCUACAUAGAAGGGGAACUCUUAACAGCGAAUGGAAAGGAAAUGCAGAUGGGAAAGAAAGUUGAACAUGCUGAAGAGCUUGGAGAACUUGUAAAUAUGAUCAAAGAGGAAUUGGUGUCUGACGAAAAGGAAAUUCCUGAGACUUCCCUGGAAAGUAAAGAAAAAACUAAAAAAAAGAAAGUUUCCGACGAUUCCUUGAAAACAUCGAAAAAAUCAAGAGCGAAAAAAGUUAAAACAACAGCUUCUGAAGCGACCGUAUCGACGACUGAUUAUAAUCGUCCUCAAUUUGAAAGUAUCACUCCGUCGCUACUACAAGAUAUUAAAGAAGAGCCAACGAUUUCUUGCAGUGAUGCCGAAGAGCUUGCUUUGCUGAACUCAACCGGAAAAAUCGAAACUGAGAAAUCCUUUAUAGCAAAUGAACAUAGCAUUAUAUCCGCUGCAGUAGUAAAAUCCGAAAAAAUUGUCAAUGGAAUUCAAGCAGCAUUAGAGCCAGAUUUAUUAGAAAACAUGGAGGAAUUUUUACCAAUCACACCUAGGAAAAUUAAAAAGGAAAAAUUAGAUAAUUCAUUCGAUGCUGAGGGUAUUCUAAGUCUCUGGAAAUUUAAAGAAGAAGCAGAUUCAAGGAUUAAAAACCAAACUAUGGAUUAUGCUACUGAUGGAAGCGCUUGUUCUACAAUACGAAAAAGUAAAAAGCACAAGAGUCACCAAAACGCUUUGAAUUUUUCUGCAGAUGACACAGAUUUUUCCCCAGGGCGAAGAAUUAAGAAGUCCAAGGGCUCCCAAAGUAAAAUAAGCGCUAACGUUGUACACUUAAAACAAGAGUUGGAAGAUUGACAUUGAUAUGUUUGCGAGAGUGUUGGUAGCAAUUUAAAAUAUAAUAACUUUCACUAAAUUAUAUUAGUUGUAAUCGUACCUUAUAUAAUGUAAGUGCGUAAAGGUACGUUUCAUGUAUUGGGCGUUUCUUAUUCUGUUUUCUCAUCUUCCAUCAUUGUUAGAAUUAAAAAAAAAAUACUAAUUGACCUUAAGCCCGAAAACGAUCUUUGUCCGUCAAGAGACAAAUCCAUAUAACCAUCCAAAGAAAAGUUAUUUGAAAAUAGUCUUGCAUUUAGGUUCUGCUAAUACAGAUCUUGUGUGAAUAUUUACUCCAAUCAAGAAGGAUGAAGGAAAUUUGUUUAGCGAACAGGUCCAAUAGAGCGAUAAGUUAGUUCUGUUUUUAAUUUCUAUUUGUUUUUUCUACUCGUCCGUUGAAAUGCGAUUAAUAUGGAUCGACUGUAAUCUAAUUUUGGUAGAUGUGAUUAUGUUCGGUUUAUUGGUUAGUUCUACAUGCCCUUCAUUAAUUUUACACUAGGUUUUGGCAAUGCAUCUCACGUUAGUUAGUAAUAAAUCAAAUAGUUGCAAUAUUGUAAGAGGGAGGCUCACAACCAUUUCUCCCCUGCAUUUAAUUUUUUAUUUUUUUUAUUUUUUGGUAUGUUGAACAGAGAUGGACUAAGCCA
Messenger RNA from Glossina fuscipes, 2036 nucleotides. RefSeq lists its product as uncharacterized. The record is from RefSeq and is a predicted model, not a curated record. Gene Ontology annotation, biological process: DNA-templated transcription initiation. Bases 49 to 1377 code for a protein of 442 amino acids. The transcript has 2 exons. Gene Ontology annotation, cellular component: RNA polymerase I complex. Lineage: Eukaryota; Metazoa; Arthropoda; Insecta; Diptera; Glossinidae.